Molecule: messenger RNA, 663 nt
Organism: Acanthosepion pharaonis
Lineage: Eukaryota; Metazoa; Mollusca; Cephalopoda; Sepiida; Sepiidae
Source: the annotation of a GenBank genome assembly
AUGCUCAUUUCUAUCUAUCUAUCUAUGACUGUUCAUAUCUAUCUAUCUGAGUCUUUUCUUUUCUAUCUCCCUAUCAAUCUAAGCCUUUUCUAUCUAUGUCUUUUUUUUUCUUUUCUUUAUUUAUGUCUUUUCUAUCUAUUUUCUUUCUGUCUCUUCUUUAUCUAUCCUUUUUUCUUCCUAUCUAUCUAUCUAUCUAUCUAUCUAUCUAUCUAUGUCUUUUCUAACUAUAUUUUUCUACCUACCAAUCUAUCUAUGACUUUUCUGUUUUUUUACCUAUCUAUCUAUCUAUCUAUCUAUCUAUGUCUUUUUACCUAUCUAUGUAUGUCUUUUCUGUUUAUUUUACCUAUCUAUUUUCUCUGUCUAUGUUUUUCUACCUACCUAAGUCUUUUUUGUUUUUUUCACCUAUCUUUCUAUCUAUUUAUGUCUUUACUAUGUUUUUUACUUAUCUAUCUAUGUCUUUUUUAUGUUUUGUUUUACCUAUGUUUUGUACCUACCUAUCUAUGUCUUUUACCUAUCUAUCUAUGUUUUCUACCUACCUACCUAUCUAUCUAUCCUUUUUCUACCUAUCUAUCUAUGUUUUCUAUCUAUCUACCCUUUUUCUACCUACCUAUCUAUCUGUAUUCUUUUAUACGUGAGUGUAUAUAUAUGUCGAAUAUAUGUUGA